Dovyalis caffra is the source of this 162-nucleotide messenger RNA. Lineage: Eukaryota; Viridiplantae; Streptophyta; Magnoliopsida; Malpighiales; Salicaceae. The record is from the annotation of a GenBank genome assembly.
GAUCCUCAAUAUGGAUCGGAGAGAUCACACUCACUGCCCCCGGGAAAGAGGGUUGUCGCCUCCCUAAAGUGGGCUUUGCUACGUAAGCUUUUUGGCUUGAAUGACCGAUAUACUCUCUUCGAUAAGAAUGAGAGGAAUUGGCCUCAACGAUUAGUCUCGUAA